AUGACUGACAAAGCAUCAGAUAGCUCCGACAUCCCCUCCGGCGCAUCGCCAUCCACCACCCCAAACUCCGCUCCAACAUCACACUUCUACCCCUUCGCAACCUCCCCAGACAUUAUACGAUCUCAUGAAAAGGACGCCUAUAUCAUCUCAACCCUAACGAACCAAUCACAAUCAAUUAUACGCUCCAUCAAGGGAGCUCGAUACGCCCACGGCAAUGCUGACACAAUCAAGAACCUGACGGAACUCCUCUAUUUCUCCCUCACGACGUUGAUCGGGAAUCGGACAUUGGGGGAAGAAUAUUGCGACGUUGUGCAGCUUGAGACUGAUACGUUACAAUUACCUUCAAUCGCGCGGAGGGCCGGGUAUAUUUUUAGCAGUAUUAUAAUCCCCUGGGUAUUGGGGCGAUCGUUACCUUCGAUACGGGCGAAGAUUCGAGCACGAUUAGAGCGAAGUAUAGCCAGAGCGCAGGCAAGGGCAGCGUUGAAAAGUACAUUGUUUCAAACUGAGAGUUCGAAGACGACAAAAAGGAAGAGUCAAUCAUUAUUCAACCCGCUGUGCAUUCAGGAAUAUAUACUCGAGCAUUUUGAUUCCUUGACUUCGCCUUCGCAUGUAUAUGCUUUGAGUCUGGCCACGUUCUACUUUACAGGUGCAUAUUAUCACCUGUCGAAACGUCUCUGGGGUCUUCGAUACGUCUUCACAAAACAAAUCGGCGAAAGCGAACAGCGGGUCGGCUAUGAAGUGCUCGGUGUCCUCUUAGUCUUACAAAUGACAAUACAAGGCAUAGUCCACGUCCGCAAAACCCUACAGCAACUUUCCCAAACCGAGAAACCUACAGCAACAGCAACAGUGUCAAAAGGAGGCGCACCGUUAUUCUCCGUCCAAAAUCCAGUAUCUAUCCCCACUCUAACCGCUACAAUGGCGCGGUACGAUCUCUCCGAAAACCCGCAGGCGAUUUCAUGGAUACCAGAAGGACAACACCAGAAGUGCACGUUGUGCCUUGAGCCGUUCAAGGAUCCUAGUGUGACUACUUGUGGACAUGUGUUUUGUUGGAUUUGUGCUAGGGAUUGGGCAGGAGGUUCUUCCUGCGAAGAUUUUGCCAGUGCGGGGUUAAUAUUUGGUAUUGGAGUAUAA
Molecule: messenger RNA, 1131 nt
Organism: Talaromyces stipitatus ATCC 10500
Lineage: Eukaryota; Fungi; Ascomycota; Eurotiomycetes; Eurotiales; Trichocomaceae
Product: peroxisome biosynthesis protein (Peroxin-10), putative
Exons: 2
Coding region: 1-1131 (376 amino acids)
Biological process (GO): protein import into peroxisome matrix
Cellular component (GO): peroxisomal membrane
Molecular function (GO): zinc ion binding
Source: RefSeq, a predicted model, not a curated record